Calidris pugnax (ruff) is the source of this 1701-nucleotide messenger RNA. Its product is annotated as putative per-hexamer repeat protein 5. The transcript has 3 exons. The coding region runs from base 202 to 1701 and encodes 499 amino acids. The record is from RefSeq and is a predicted model, not a curated record. NCBI's taxonomy places the organism in Eukaryota, Metazoa, Chordata, Aves, Charadriiformes, Scolopacidae.
UCAUCGUGGGGCCUACCACCACCAUCAUCACCGGGGGUGCCGCCAUCACCGGGGGUGCCACCAACGUCACCGGGGGGGCCACCACCGUUACCGGGGGGGCCACCAACGUCACUGGGGGGGCCACCAGGGGUCCCGCUGUCCCCGGGGGUGCCCCCGGGGGGUUCUCCGGGCCCGGUGCCGCUGCGGUUGGUGCGGGAGCAGAUGGCGGCGGCGCUAGGCCGGCUGCGGGAGCUGGAGGAGGAGGCCCGGGAGCUGCCGGGGCUGCGGCGCCACCUCCAACGGCUGCAGGAGGAGAAACGGCAGCUCCUGGAGAAGCUGCGGCGACGGGGGGGCUGCCGGUGCCGCUGCGGGUGCGGGUGUGGGGACGGGGAUGACGAAGGCUUCGGUGAGGAUGGUGGUGAUGGCGAUGGGGAUGGUGGUGAUGGGGCCGGCGGUGGGGCCGGUAACGGUUCUGGCAUCACCGGCCCCGGUACCGGCUCCGGCACCGGCUCCAUCAUCGGUUCUGGCAACGGUUCUGACAUCACCGGCCCCGGUAUCGGCUCCAGCAACAGUUCUGGCAUCACCGGCCCCGUUACCACCAGUUUGGGCAUCACCAGCCCCGGUACCGGUUCCAUCACCGGCUCUGGCAACGGUUCUGGCAACAGUUCCGGCAUCCCCGUUACCAGCUCCAGCACCAGUUCUGGCAUCACCGGCUCUGUCACCGGCUCCAUCACCGGCUCCAGCAUCAGUUCUGGCAUCAGUUCUGGCAUCACCAUCCCCGUUAGCACCAGUUCUGGCAUCACCGGCCCCAGUACCGGCUCCAUCAGCGCCUCCAGCAAUGGUUCUGGCAUCACCAUCCCCGUUACCGGCUCUAGCAACGGUUCUGGCAAUGGUUCUGGCAUCACCAUCCCCAUUAGCACCAGUUCUGGCAUCACCGGCCCCGUUAGCACCAGUUUGGGCAUCACCGGCCCUGGUACCAGCUCCGUCACCGGCUCCAUCACCAGCUCCGGUACCAGUUCUAGCAUCACCAUCCCCGUUACCGGCUCCGGCACCAGCUCCGUCACCAGCACUAACACCAGCACCAGCUCUGGCAUCACCGGCUCCAGCACCAACACCAGUUUGGGCAUCACCGGGCCCGUUACCGCCUCCACCACCAGCUCUGGCAUCACCGGCCCCGUUAGUAGCUCCAGCACCGCCACCAGCUCCAGCAUCACCGGAUCUAGCACCAGCACUGGAUUUGGCACCACCGUCCCCAUCACCGGCACCGGCUCCAUCAUCACCGGUACUGGCUCCAGCACUGGCACUGGCAUCACCGGUACCGGCUCUGGCAUCACUGUCCCCAUCACCAGCACCGGAUCUGGCAUCACCGGCACCGUCCCCAUCACCGGUACCGGCUCCAGCACCGGCACCAGCAUCACCAGUACCGGAUCUGGCAUCACCGUCCCCGUUACCGGCUCCGGCACCGGUUCUGGCACCAGUUUUGGCAUCACUGGCCCCGUUUCUGUCCCCAUCACCGGCCCCAUCACCGUCCCCAUCACCGGCUCCGGCCCCAGUUUUGGCAUCCCCGGCCCCGGCCCCGGCCCCGCGUGUACAGGCGUGUACGAGCACAUACAGCCGUGUAAAGACACGUACUGGCAGCUACAGCCAUGUAGUGACGUGUACGGUCACGCACAGCUGUGUAAAGGCGUGUACAGCCAUGUAAAGACAUGUACUGGCAGGUAG